UGGAGUCACACCCAGUACACACACACACACACACACUCGUGUCUCCAUCAGCGCUGCGCCAGAGGCGCGUUCACUGCAGCUCUGUGUAGCGCGCACGCAAAAGAGACGCGCUGCUGCGGCUCGGAACAUCUUCACCGGCGUGAUUCAUGAUCAAGUGUUCAGGAGAAGCACUGUCGUCAUGGCCUCGAUCUCGAAGUGGUACGCGGGGAAGAACGUGCUGAUCACCGGAGCCACGGGCUUCAUGGGGAAGGUGCUGAUGGAGAAGCUGCUGCGCUCCUGUCCGGACGUCAAGGCCCUCUACAUCCUCGUCCGGCCCAAAGCGGGUCAGUCCAUGUCCGAGCGCGUCCGGGACAUGAUGAAGUGUAAGCUGUUCGACCGCGUGCGUGAAGAUAAUCCAGACUUUCAUCAGAAGAUCAUCCCCAUCGGCAGCGAGCUCACGCAGCCCGGCCUGGCCAUCAGUCCAGAGGAUGUACAAACACUCACUUCCUGUAUCAACAUCGUCUUCCACUGCGCCGCCACCAUCCGCUUCGACGAGCCCCUGAAGUGAGUCACACCACAUUUAAUGAACAUAUCAUCAGAGGGGUUUCCUGAGCGGUAAA
Molecule: messenger RNA, 599 nt
Organism: Carassius auratus (goldfish)
Lineage: Eukaryota; Metazoa; Chordata; Actinopteri; Cypriniformes; Cyprinidae
Product: fatty acyl-CoA reductase 1-like
Exons: 3
Coding region: 179-547 (122 amino acids)
Biological process (GO): long-chain fatty-acyl-CoA metabolic process
Cellular component (GO): peroxisome
Molecular function (GO): alcohol-forming very long-chain fatty acyl-CoA reductase (NADP+) activity
Source: RefSeq, a predicted model, not a curated record